CCGCGCGUCGCGAAGAUUCAUUACCCAAAUUCUUCGCCUCCCGAUCUCCCCCAUGACUCCCAUCAGACAAUGAGCUAUAGCUGUCCGGGAUGGAAGCCAAAUCCCGAGGAGUUUGCGGGCAGGAAGGGUGCCGUGAAACUCGGUACUUUAUCGAGAAUGGCCUCUGGUACUGUCGGCGAGGUCACCAACAGGAGGGCAUGCAAGUCGGGGAAGAUGCGGAUGAUUUUGGCACACAGGGCAAAGUGACUCGUUUAAAGAAGCCUGUGAGAGAGAAGCCACCCAAGACCUACAAGGGGAAACAUGCGUAUCUUCUAUUUCUCCACAUCUAUCAAUUGAUUCUCUGGAAGCAAUGUCACGCCUUGGUCCAAGGCCAAGGCUUCCCAGCUAAAUUGGAGAACAUCGUCCGCGAUCUAUGGGCGCUCCGUUUGGAGACCCUUUCGGACAAAAUCAAUACUUUCUCGGAGAAAGAUGAACCGGAGUUUUUCAGCAGCUCCCAGCCGGCGGCGGCGACAGGGGCAGAGAAGCACAUUGAGGCUCCCAAGAUUGGGUCGAAGUACCUCCAAUGGCCGCGUCUCAUCGAUAGCAUCGCCCUGUGCUAUUUGGCGGCUUUGCUGAUGAGGAUUCCGAUUAGCAUUGCGGAUUUCCACAGGAUGCUCAUGCGGGGGGAGGUCCCGUUUUUGAGAAUUAUAUUGGCGAUCCCCCGGGAGAUGAGGGACAGAUUGCCCCAAGAAUAUCUUUCGCUCCUGGAAACUACUAGGUUGCCAAAAGCGGAACAUCUUCACAAAGCCGCUCUGGACCUUUCCGUGUGGUAUAGACACCAGUUUGGGAUGGAGUUUCCAGGGCUGAACCUACCCCCUCUUUUAUAUCGCUAUAUAAAACGGCUUGCGGUACCCAUUGAGAUUUACACGGCAGUGCACAGAUUAAACACCAUCACAAGGUUUCCUUUUGCCUUUCCCGAGCGUGUCACUGGCAGAGUCACGGCCCUGCAUCUACCAGAAGUACAACUAGCCACACUGAUUGUCAUAUCGACCAAGCUAUUUUUUCCCUUCGACGACAUCAAACGAUAUCCCCAGUCGACGCGGGAGCCCAGCUCCCAGGUUGUCAACUGGGAACUGUGGGCGCAGGUCCAGAGGCACUUCGAUGCCCGAGAGACCUCAGGAGGACGCAUUGGAAAGGGCAAAGAGGUCCUCGUAAACGACAGUGACGUGUUCAACAUGUCAUCGGCUCAGCUAGACGAGUAUAUGGAUUGGUACGAGAGCUCCUGGCUGGAUGUUAGCCGCGGAAACUCAAGUUUCCUAGCAGAUCUCUUCCCCCUCGGUCGGAUGCGCGGGAAGUCCAGACCGCCGAGUCAGGCAGGGCCUGCUGAUACCCACGAGGACGAGGAAGAGGCAAUAGAAUCGAUGAUCCAAACGGUCUCGAGCCAACUGAAACCACGCAGGGCCAUCAGGGCCCCGGACCCAGAUGUCCUCCGGCCCGGUGCAGAAUACCAGCGGUAUCGUUUGGACUCGGACCUCUCUGACGAGGCCGAACCGUUUUACGAGACCGUUGCUAAAGUCACGGGAAUAUCCCUGUCGACCCUUGUACGGGUCGUCCAUCAGACUGAGUCGAAAAUCUCUCGAUGGGUAGAUGACCAAAGACGGGAAAGCAACUUUAUGGAGUCGUCGGAUGCGUGGCUAGAGGGGGAUGAUCCGGCUGAUGAUCAAAGUUUGCCUGAGUUGGACGAUGAUUCUUGAG
Molecule: messenger RNA, 1734 nt
Organism: Aspergillus candidus
Lineage: Eukaryota; Fungi; Ascomycota; Eurotiomycetes; Eurotiales; Aspergillaceae
Product: TFIIB-type zinc finger domain-containing protein
Exons: 8
Coding region: 90-1733 (547 amino acids)
Biological process (GO): nucleolar large rRNA transcription by RNA polymerase I; RNA polymerase I preinitiation complex assembly
Cellular component (GO): RNA polymerase transcription factor SL1 complex; RNA polymerase I core factor complex
Molecular function (GO): RNA polymerase I core promoter sequence-specific DNA binding
Source: RefSeq, a predicted model, not a curated record